AUGUCCAGUUCGAGUUUAAUACAAGAAAUGACUACUACUUUGAGGACAUCAAAAGGUCAAUUAGAUGUUGUCAAUCAACAACUUUCUCAUUUGGAAAGACAAGAAAAGAUAGCUCAAGUGACCACUAAAGAAUUAGAUUCAUAUCCAAAUGAUGAUGUAUGGAGAUCAUGUGGGAAAGCUUUUGUUUUACAGAAGAAGAAUGAAUAUAUAAAGGAUUUAAAUCAUGAUGAAAAUUUAUUGAAAGAUCAAAAGAAAGCUUUGGAAAUAAAACAAAACUAUUUGAAGACAACUGUAGAAAAGACUGUAGAUGGGUUGAAAGCCGUUUUAAAUCAACAACAACAACAACAAAAGAAAUAG
This is a messenger RNA of Naumovozyma dairenensis CBS 421, 357 nucleotides long. RefSeq names its product prefolding complex chaperone subunit (gene PFD1). The record is from RefSeq and is a predicted model, not a curated record. Gene Ontology annotation, cellular component: cytoplasm; prefoldin complex. The coding region runs from base 1 to 357 and encodes 118 amino acids. Lineage: Eukaryota; Fungi; Ascomycota; Saccharomycetes; Saccharomycetales; Saccharomycetaceae. Gene Ontology annotation, molecular function: protein folding chaperone. Gene Ontology annotation, biological process: protein folding. The transcript has a single exon.